UGCCAUUCGCUCGCUGGUUUUUCUUUGGCUUCAUCUUCUCUCGUCCUAAUCUCGUUUCUCUCUUUCUCUAUCAAUUUCUCCUCUCCUUUAACCCACCAUGUCGUCAGCUCUCAACGCGAUCAAGCUCCGUCGCAAGAAAAAUGUCAAGAAGGGUAUCCAGUUCUGCUUGAUGGUCUGUGGUGCCAGCGGAACCGGACGUACAACCUUUGUCAACACACUCUGCGGGAAGCAAGUUCUUGAGGGCAAGGAUGCCGACGACGCUGCCAACGCUCACAUCGAGGAAGGUGUCCGCAUCAAGCCUGUCACAGUCGAGCUCGAAUUGGAUGAUGAAGGCACUCGAAUCUCCCUAACCAUUGUUGAUACCCCGGGUUUCGGUGACCAGAUUGAUAACGAAGCAAGCUUUGGUGAGAUUGUCGGAUACCUCGAGCGCCAAUACGAUGAUAUCCUUGCGGAAGAAUCACGAAUCAAGCGAAACCCCAGAUUCAGGGACAACCGUGUGCACGUUCUUCUGUAUUUCAUCACACCAACCGGCCACGGCCUGCGUGAGCUGGACAUCGAAUUGAUGAAGCGUCUCUCCCCCCGUGUCAACGUCAUCCCCGUCAUCGGAAAGGCCGACUCUCUCACUCCUGCCGAAUUGGCCGAGUCUAAGAAGCUGAUUAUGGAGGACAUUGAGCACUACCGUAUUCCCGUCUACAACUUCCCUUACGAUAUCGAAGAGGACGAUGAGGACACCGUGGAGGAGAACGCUGAGUUGCGUGGAUUGAUGCCAUUUGCCAUUGUUGGCUCCGACGACUUUGUGGAGAUCGAUGGCCGAAAAGUGCGAGCUAGGCAGUACCCUUGGGGUGUUGUGGAAGUCGAGAACCCCCGACACUCUGAUUUCUUGGCUAUCCGAAGCGCUCUUCUGCACAGCCAUCUGGCAGAUUUGAAGGAGAUCACACACGACUUCCUUUACGAAAACUACCGUACCGAGAAGCUCAGCAAGAGCGUCGAUGGUGCUACUCCUACCCAAGAUUCCUCUAUGAACCCUGAAGACCUAGCAUCUCAAUCCGUCCGCCUUAAGGAGGAACAGCUUCGCCGCGAAGAAGAGAAGCUCCGCGAGAUCGAGCUCAAGGUGCAGCGUGAGAUUGCUGAGAAGCGACAGGAGUUGCUGGCUCGCGAGAGUCAACUCCGGGAGAUUGAGGCUCGCAUGACUCGCGAAACAAGCCAGGGUCAGGUUGGCGAGACAAACGGAGAGGCUUAGAUACCCCCUGUUUGUUAAACCCUUGACUUAUAAGUGCGGGUUAUGGUUUCGCGGUUUGACACCGUCAGUGCCAACGUAAUGGAACUUAUGGCACGAAGGUAGUAACUGUCUAUGGGGAUAAUAUUGACCGUUUAUUCACGUUAAUAGCUUUUUCUUAUUGAAAGGGAGGAGGCAAAAAUGCAAUGCUCCGUUUUCGAUGACUGGCACCAUUUCCUCCCUUUCGUAGAGAGGAAAUGAGAACAAGAGGUGAUGGGAUCUCUGGCUGUCGCUCUCGAAUUUCUCUCUCGAUUUUUUCUUGGUUUCUUAUAUGUCUUCCU
This is a messenger RNA of Aspergillus wentii DTO 134E9, 1557 nucleotides long. RefSeq names its product putative septin AspA (gene aspA). NCBI's taxonomy places the organism in Eukaryota, Fungi, Ascomycota, Eurotiomycetes, Eurotiales, Aspergillaceae. The coding region runs from base 98 to 1240 and encodes 380 amino acids. The record is from RefSeq and is a predicted model, not a curated record. Gene Ontology annotation, molecular function: molecular adaptor activity; GTP binding; GTPase activity. The transcript has 6 exons. Gene Ontology annotation, cellular component: microtubule cytoskeleton; cell division site; septin complex. Gene Ontology annotation, biological process: cytoskeleton-dependent cytokinesis.